UGUAUGAAUAUGGCUUGAGUGCUAAUUUCUAGUACAUACUCCCUUUGGCCGUCGAUAUUUUCUCGAUUAAGGGGCCAUAACGGCUUAGCAGGUGAGUAAACUUAUCGAGAGAAAUGGCAUUUGGUAAUAGAGUCCGAUCUAGCAUGUUGAUUCAACCAAUGACAAUGAUAUCUCCAAACAUCCCAUUCGCCUGAUGUCAGCUUUAAAUGCCUAUACCCAAAAAGGGAUCCAAUCACUCAAUUGCUUGUGUCUGUGAAAGUGUCAAUUGUUAACUAAUGAUAAUGUUCAUUGUUGGCAUUAGGUAGAAUUUAGAAGUUCCAAGUUGCACAGAGCAUGCAUGGAUAAGUACUACUAGUAGUAACUUAGCCCGAUAGUUAGUUAAUGGAAAAUCCACAAAACAAAUGUUCUAGAAGCCGAACGGCCCCCAAACUUAGAAACUCUUAGCGCCGAAAGAACCCCUGCGUCAACUUGAAAAUCCAUUUUCUUCCAAACCUUACCGAUCUGAAAAAUAACUAAACCCCCAAUUUAUUUUCGUAUCCUUCUUACUUAAUUUUACUUUCUUUCGCAAAACCUCUCAACCGACAGUCAUCCCAACGAUAUCAUCAUAAUUAUCAACAGGUCACCAGAAACUAAACCUCAUCCCUAACCAUUUCACUCGGUUCUUUUCGGCAAUUUUUUCCAUUUAGCAAAAAUGGGUAACGGAGCCAAGGCCCAGCAGAAGCGCGAGCGCAACGCGAAGGAUACCAAAGUUGCCAAGUCGCAGCUGAAGUCGAAUGUCAAGGCUAUGGACAUCCAAUGCCAGAUCUGCAAGUCCACUUUCCUGAAGACGACUCGCGCCCCUCAGCUUACCGAGCACGCUGCCAACAAGCAUAGCAAGACCAUCGCCGACUGCUUCCCAACUUACGAAGCUAAAUAGUCGCCCGUAUACCAACCACAUACAGACGAACCGACCCAGCAAGCAAGCCAGCAAGCAGGAGUAUGGGCAUAGCGAUUGGCGUACUUUUAGGGGGCUUUCUGUCAGGGCUGCAUGACAGGGCAC
Hypoxylon fragiforme is the source of this 1039-nucleotide messenger RNA. Its product is annotated as At2g23090 like protein. NCBI's taxonomy places the organism in Eukaryota, Fungi, Ascomycota, Sordariomycetes, Xylariales, Hypoxylaceae. Bases 692 to 916 code for a protein of 74 amino acids. The record is from RefSeq and is a predicted model, not a curated record. The transcript has 4 exons.